CAGUCCAUUUUCGUCGAGUCCAGUCGAGUCGAGUCCAGUCCACUCCAGUCCAGUCCAGUCCAGUCCAGUCCAGCCCAGUCCAGUAAAUUGCAGUCCAGUGCAGUCCAGUUCAGUCCAGUCCAGUCCAGUCCAGUCCAGUCAAGUCCACUGCAGUCCAGUCCAGUCCGGUGCAGUCCAGUCCAGUCCAGUCCAGUCCAGUCCAGUCCAGUCUGGUCCCGGCGACCCCAGUCCAGUCUAGUCCAAUAUAAUCCAGUCCGGUACAGUCCAGUCCAGUCCAGUCGAGUCCAUGUUUGUCCAGUCCACUCCAUUCCAAUUUAUUCCAGUCCAGUCCAGUGCAGUUCAGCCAAGUCCAAUCCAAUCCAGACCAGUCCGGUCCAGUCCAGUCCAGUCCCGUCCAACCCUGUCCCGUCCAGUCCAGUCCAGUCCAGUCCAGCACACCACGUCGAAUCCAGUCCAGUCAAAUCCAAUCCAGGCCAGUCCAGUCCAGCCCAGUCCAACCCUCUCCAGUCCAGUACAGUCCAGUCCAAUCCAUUGCAGUCCAGUAAAGUGCUUUCCAGUGCAGUCCAUUUCAGUCCAGUCCAGUGCAGUCCAGUCCAACCCUGUCCAGUCCAGUCCAGUCCAGUCCCAUCCAUUGCAGUCCAGUCCACUCCAAUCCAGUACAGUCCAGUCCAGUCCAGUCACGUUCAGUCCAGUCCAGUCCACUCGAGUCCAGUCCAGACCACACCAGUCCAGUCCAGUCCAGUCGAGUUCAGUCCAGUCCAGGGCUAUCCAGUCAACUCCAUUGCGGUACAGUCCAAUCCAGUCCAAUCCGGACCAUUCCAGGGUAACCUAGUCCAAUCCAGUCCAGUUAAGUCCAUUCAAGUCCAGUCCCGGCGAGUUCAGUCCGGUAUAGUCCAGUCCAAUCCGGUCCAGUACAGUACAUUCAAGUCCAGUCCAGUCCAGUCCAUUGCAGUACACUGUACUCCAGUCCAGUCCAGUCCACUCCAGUCCAGUCCAUCCAGUCCAGUGCAGUCCACUACAGUCAAGUCCACUCCAGUCCAGUCCAGUCCAGUCCAGUCCAGUCCAGUCGAUUCCGGUCCAGUCCAGUCCAAUCCAGUCCAAUCCAAUCCAUUCCAGUUUAACCUAGUCCAAUCCAGUCCCGGCCAGUUCAGUCCAUUCCAGUCCAAUCCGGUCCAGUACAGUCCAGUCCCGUCCAGUCGAGUCCAGGUUUGUCCAAACCAGCCGAUUCGAUUUUAUUCCAGUCCAGUCCCGUACAGACCAGCCAAGUCGAAUCCAGUCCAUUCCAGUCUAAUAAAGUCCAGUUCAGCCCAGUCCAGUCCAGUCCAGUCCAGUCCAUUUCAGUCCAAUGGAGUGCAGUCCGGUCCAGUUCAGUUUAGUGCCAUGAAGUCCAGUUCAGUCCAGUCCAAUCCAGUCAAGUCCAGUCCAUUCCAGUGA
This is a messenger RNA of Echinostoma caproni, 1434 nucleotides long. The record is from the annotation of a GenBank genome assembly. NCBI's taxonomy places the organism in Eukaryota, Metazoa, Platyhelminthes, Trematoda, Plagiorchiida, Echinostomatidae.